Molecule: messenger RNA, 3547 nt
Organism: Panicum virgatum (switchgrass)
Lineage: Eukaryota; Viridiplantae; Streptophyta; Magnoliopsida; Poales; Poaceae
Product: actin cytoskeleton-regulatory complex protein PAN1-like
Exons: 2
Coding region: 3-3056 (1017 amino acids)
Source: RefSeq, a predicted model, not a curated record
AAAUGCCAAUAAUGCCCCUCCUUGCCCUGAUCCCCAACCCUAAAGUCCCCCCUCCGAAGCCCAAACCCGAACCCAAGUCCAGACCGAGCGAUCUCGCAUCCAGUUCUAGGGUUUCGAUUCCCCUCCACAGGAUGUCCGACCCCGCCGCCGCCGGCGCAAUCAUCCCAGCCGCCUCCUCCGGCGGCACCGCGUGGGCGAACGGCAGCCCCCGCUUCGGCGACAUGGUCUGGGGCAAGGUGAAGUCCCACCCGUGGUGGCCGGGCCACAUCUACAGCGUCGACCUCACCGACGACGAGGAGGUACACAACGGCCGCCGCGACGGGCUCGUCCUUGUCGCCUUCUUCGGAGACUCCAGCUACGGCUGGUUCGAUCCGCAGGAGCUGGUCCCCUUCGAGGACCACUUCGCCGAGAAGGCGGCCCAGGGCUGCAGCUCCCGCAGCAGCUUCGCCGCCGCCGUCGCGGAAGCCGUCGACGAGGUCGCCCGCCGCAGCGCGCUCGCGCUGCUCUGCCCGUGCCGGGAAUCCGAUGCGUUCCGUCCCCACCCCAGCGACGGCAGAUUCUUCCUGGUCGACGUCCCAGGAUUCGACACCGACGCAGACUACCACCCCGACCAGAUCCAGGCGGCACGAGAUCGAUUCGUGCCGCGGGGGGCGCUGGACUACCUGCUGGACGCCGCCGUGACGCAGCGCAACGCGGCGGAAGUCGCCGCGCGCACCGUGCCGGGUAUGGAGAUGGCCGGGCUGUUCAUGGCAUACCGCCGCACAGUGUUUGCGCCACGCGACGACACCUACGCCGAGGCGUUCGGGGUGGAUCCGGAGAAGGUGCUUGAAGCCGAGAAGCAAGCGGCAGCUGGCCGAGCUCAACGAGCUCGGCCGCUCCAGGGUGGGCCCAGGAAGACGCCGGAGCAGGCCACGCCGACGCCUGGCCGCCGGAGGGGCGGCGCCGGCGGGGCCGCCGCCAGGCUCAUGGAGAAGAUCGUGCCGGGGGCCUCCGCCAUGAAGGCCAAGGCCAGCAAGAAGGACCAGUACCUGCUCAAGCGCCGGGACGCGCCCGAGCCCGAGCCCGCGCGCCCGCCGCUGCAGCAGCUCCCGGACGCGCCGCCCCCGUACCCGGCCCUGCCCGCGCUCGAGGACGGCCCGCCGGGGUUCCGCUCCGGGGACCCGCCCACGCCGCCGCUGCCCGGGAGCUCCCUCACCGACGAGGAGGAGUUCAUGCUGCAGCGCCGCGCGCCGCUCGUCGAGGUCCCGGUCGCCGGCCAGGCGGCCGAGGGGGGCGCUGCCGCUGCAGCCGCGGCCGGCGACUCCGCGCCCAAGAAGGCCGCCAAGGCCAAGAAGCCCCGCAAGCGCGCGCGGGAGGACGCUGCUGACGCGGACGCCGGCGGCGCGGCUGGCGAGCCCAAGAAGAAGAAAAAGAAGAAGCUUACCGACCUGGACGGCGCGGCCGCCGGCAGCGGUAAAGCCGCCGCUUUCCCGGCCCCCAACGUGGCAGACCCGAACGGGCUUGACCUGAUGCAGGUACUAUCGGACAUUCGGAACCUCCCGCUCGCUCCCUUCAAUGGCGCCGACCGUCGCAUCUCUGACGCCGCUCGCUCCUUCGUCCUCGCGUUCCGCUCCAAAUACUACAAGAAGAGCUACGAGAACGACCCGCCCGAGGAGUUCAAGAAGAGCCUGGACAUGCCCAGCGCCGCAGGCGACGGCCAGCCGGUGAAGAAGAAGAAGCCGGUCGUGAGACCCGGCCCCGGCAAUGACCCCACCAAAGCCGGCGUGAAGCGCGGGCCGUCGGACCGCCAGGAGGAGCUGGCCGUGAAGAAGAAAGCCAAGCUCGACAAGAUUAAGACACUAUCCAGCGAGAAGAAGGCCGGCGGCCUGGAGCAGAGAGACAGCUCCGCCGCCUCGCCAGCUGCGCAGCCGCAGGCACGCCCUGGCGCCAAGGAGAAGCCCGAGAUGGCCGCCGCGAAGAAGAAGGAGCCGGCGCCGGCGCCGAGGAUCAGGACCCCGUCACCGACGGCGCUGAUGAUGAAGUUCCCGAUCAAGAGCACCCUGCCGUCGGUGGCGUCGCUCAAGGCGCGGUUCGCGCGGUUCGGGCCGCUGGACGUGGACGGCAUCCGCGUGUACUGGAAGUCCCACAUGUGCCGUGUCAUCUACAGGUUCCGGUCAGACGCCGAGGCCGCGCUCAGGUACGCCCGGGCCAACGCCAUGUUCGGGCAGGUGGACACUCAGUACCACCUCCGCGAGGUCGAGGCGGCGGGCCGCGAGCCGCCGGCGCCGGCGCCGGAGGCGCCCCCGCAGCGUUCCGACCUGCGGCUCAUGGAGACCGCCCCGUUCAGGCCCGGCAGCUCCGGGAACGGCGCCCCCCUGCCCAUGUCCAGGGCCGUGCCAGCGCGCCCGGCCGGGGGACAGCAGCCCAAGUCCAUCCUGAAGAAGAGCACCGAUGUCGGCGCGGCCGGCGCCGCCAGGGAGGCCCCUCGGGUCAAGUUCAUGCUGGACGGUGGGGACGGCAAGCUCGAGCCGCCUGCCCCGCCGGCAACCGGCGUGGGCAGUGGUUCGCCGGGCGGCAAGGUCCCCAAGUCGGUCGGUUUCGCCGUGCAGCCACCGGCGCGCACCCUGCAGCCGCCCAUGCGCCCCGCGCAGCUGCCCCUGCUGCCGCCUCCGCGCACCGCCGCCGCCCAUCAGCUCCCGCCGCCGCUGCCGCAGCAGCAGCACCUGCCAUACCAGCCUCGCCACACCGAGGCGCCGCUAGCCUUCUCCAACAGCCAGGCGCCGCUGCCGCCGUACCCGCCCCGCCAUGGCGAGGGCCUGUCCGCGCUCCCCGGGCCGCCGCCGCUACCGUACCUGCCUUGCUCCGCCGGCUUCCCCGGCCAGCAGCUGCAGCUGCAGCAUCAGCAGCCGCCCCGCCCCGGCAGUAACGCCGCCGACGAGGCUGCGCCGGCGUGGAAGAGGAGCAAGGACGAGUUCAAGGACGAGGUGUGGAGGCUCAUGACGGGGAUCGCCAGGAUGGUGGAGCCGCUCACCGACAAGAACGGCUUCUUCCCCUACCACCUCUUCCUGGCGCAGUGAGCGUGAGCGGUGGCGUCUUCCUCCUCCUGAGAGGUCGCAGAAAAGGAGAGGUCGAUCGCGGCGUGAUGGAGCUAGCUGCCGCCGCGUUGUAUCCGUCGGGCCCCCGUGCCAGUAGUGGUAGCAGGAGCAGUGGUAAUGCUAGUAGCAACCGUGACUUUGCGUCUUUGCCGGAGAGAUGCUAGCGAAGAAGACGGCAGGUACCUUCUGCCCUGUGGUAUGAUAUGAGUAUGAGAUGACUGGUUUUGUACUCUGGUUUGUUUGUGCGAGAGCGUGAAUGCACUCCGCUGUCAAGAAUCUGAGUGUUUGUUAUACUCUUCUAUCCUCGUCUCCGUAUUUGUAGUGCUUGUUGCGUUUUAGGAUGAAUCCAUCUUCGUUUUCAAAUUUCUAGUAGUAGAGAUUUCCUGGUCGCGGUGUAGUUAGUAGACAGCAUUAUUGAAAUGUGACCGGACAUUAUCCUAUACAUAAUAAAUCGGCUAUUCCAUUCAUAUACA